UUUACUAAAGCAACUAAUGAUAAACGCAAUCGUUUAGACGAAUGGAAAUAUCCAUUAACGUUUUUGUAUUCCUCCUCUACACUCUGGUCGUGAUCUACCUUCAGCACUUCGUUAACAAGUACACAGAGUUCGUCCGCAGCCUCUAAAUGUUGGGCCUUCAGACAUACGCCAGUUCCUCGGAGGGAGAAUCAGACCAUGAGGACGCCGGCGCCACCGCCACGGCCGGUGCCAAAUCUGAGUCCUCCGCUCCCAUUCCGGAUCACCUGCUGCCCGUGGACAAGACACACUCGCUUUCCAACUCCAUUGCUGUUUGUGCGGCACCAACGGUGGUUCCCCUUGGAGCAUCGGCCGUGCCCCGAACUCUGGAUCCCACGCUCAAGGAGGUAACCUACAAUCCGCGCUACGAGGAGAUGUAUGCUCCGGUAAAGGGUCCGGAACAUCCAGACCUCACCAUGCAACAGCGCGCUCCGCGAAACACCCUGGCCGGCUACGUGGAGAAGGCCCACAUAAAUGCGUUCGAGUUUGAGAACCAGCGACGCACCUUUCACACCUACGGCUACGCAUUGGACCCCAGCGUGGACGAGCAGGCGGACGGGCAGUCUUUUGUGGGUGACCUGCAGUCCGCGUACGAUGACAACGGCAAGACGGUGUUCGAGGCGCCCAAGGCAAAGAAGCUGCGCAAGCAGGAGAAAAAUGAUAAUCCCGAGGACAUUGAAGGCUUUCUGGGGCCCUGGGGCAAGUUCGAGAACGAGGUGUCGGUGGCAAAGCCAAAUGAACAGGAGCGCGCCGAACUGGACGAGCUGCUGUCUAAGCGGCAUAAGCGCGGACGCAUUCCCGAGGACAAGCCGCUCGAAGAGAAGUCGACACUGCACAUCAAGGAUGCUUACGACUACCAGGGCCGCUCUUAUUUGCAUGCUCCUCAUGAUCUGGGCGUGAAUCUAAGAUCGAAUGCACCGCCGCCAAAAUGCUUCCUGCCCAAGGCGCACAUACACACCUGGUCGGGCCACAAUAAGGGCAUUUCCUCCAUUCGCUGGUUCCCCAAGACCGCUCAUCUCUUGCUCUCCGGCUCGAUGGACUGCCGGGUCAAACUGUGGGAGGUUUAUGGCGAACGACGCUGCAUACGGACCUUUUCCGGUCAUCGGCAGGCCAUCAAGGAUAUUGCGUGGAACAACAAGGGUACCAACUUCCUGUCUGCUUCAUAUGAUCGCUACAUAAAGUUGUGGGAUGCCGAAACGGGCGAUGUAGUGUCCCGAUUCACCACCCGUAAGAUGCCUUUCUGUGUGAAAUUCCAUCCCGAUAAUAGCAAGCAACAUUUGUUCGUUGCCGGUACCUCCGACAAGAAGAUCAUUUGCUGGGACACUCGCAGCGGUGAUAUUGUACAGGAAUACGACCGGCACUUGGGAUCAGUGAGCACCAUCACCUUUGUGGACGACAACCGACGGUUUGUAACCACCUCGGACGACAAAUCAAUGCGCAUAUGGGAGUGGGACAUUCCUGUGGACAUGAAGUACAUUGCCGAUCCCACUAUGCAUUCCAUGCCGGCGGUCACAUUGGCGCCGAAUGGCAAAUGGAUGGCCUGCCAGUCGUUGGACAAUAAGAUCGUUAUCUUCUCCGCCCUCAAUCGCUUCAAGAUGAAUCGCAAAAAGACCUUCACCGGUCACAUGGUCUCUGGCUAUGCCUGCCAGCUGGACUUUUCACCGGACAUGAGCUACCUGGUGUCGGGCGAUGGCGAUGGUAAAUGUUAUAUUUGGGACUGGAAGACGACGAAGAUGUACAAGAAGUGGCAGGCGCACGACGGCGUCUGCAUCAGUGCACUCUGGCAUCCGCACGAGGCCAGCAAAGUGGUCACCGCUGGUUGGGAUGGCCAGAUAAAAUACUGGGACUAAAGGUUCGCACAAAAUAAUCUAGAUAGAUGUAAGCCAAACUGAUGUGUAAAUUGAUUGAUUAUAUUGCAUACCCAUUAUGUUCGAA
Messenger RNA from Drosophila santomea, 1971 nucleotides. Its product is annotated as pre-mRNA-processing factor 17. The transcript has 3 exons. Gene Ontology annotation, cellular component: catalytic step 2 spliceosome. Gene Ontology annotation, molecular function: protein binding; mRNA binding. Gene Ontology annotation, biological process: mRNA splicing, via spliceosome. Lineage: Eukaryota; Metazoa; Arthropoda; Insecta; Diptera; Drosophilidae. The coding region runs from base 147 to 1886 and encodes 579 amino acids. The record is from RefSeq and is a predicted model, not a curated record.